AUGAAACUUGUGGUUUAUGAUGCUUUACCUAACAAGAACUUCGACACUUACGAUAGCUUUUUGGUUCAAUUGAUUAUUUACGUUCAAAGCGACCAAAUCACCCUAGCUCCACAAUCAAUAUUGAUCGAUUUCGAGAUGGCGGCUUACAAAGCAUUUUUGAAAAACUUUCCAAUGGCAAAUAUAAAAGGGUGUCAGUUCCAUUUUGGUCAGAAUAUCUGGCGACAGAUAAAGAAGAAAGGUUUAGUUUCAUGUUCCAAGGGUGUUGAAGCACGUCGUCAAAUAGCAAACAUAUUAUCCUUGCUUUUAUUACCACGUCAAGAAAUUCAAACAACAUUUUGUGAUAUUAUUGAAGAACUUAGUGGUAUCAGUUCUCGUUUUCUCAAGUUAACAGAUUAUAUUCUUCGAACAUACAUUGACCAUGCAGUUUUUCCUCCUUCUUUUUGGAACGUUUUCGAUCUUAUUGGAAUCCAACCAAGAACUAAUAAUCAUGUAGAAGAUUACCAUGGAAAAUUGAAUUAG
Adineta ricciae is the source of this 519-nucleotide messenger RNA. The record is from the annotation of a GenBank genome assembly. NCBI's taxonomy places the organism in Eukaryota, Metazoa, Rotifera, Eurotatoria, Adinetida, Adinetidae.